AUGGAGCCGGGGCUGUGGCUCCUUUUCGGCCUCACAGUGAUCUCCGCCGCAGGAUUCGUGCCUCGCCCCCAGCCUGGGGACGCUGGCAGGAGCUGCGUGCCCCAGGCCCCCCCUGCAGCCAGAUCUGAGGGGCACGGCGAAGGGACCUUGGUGGCUGGCCCUGGUGAGGGGACUGAGGCCCCGACCGCAGUGCAGGGGCCGAGCCCUGGAAGCCCUGGGCAGGAGCCGGGGCCACAGCAGUCUGGGGAGCAGACGGCCAAGGGGAGGCAGGAACACCACCGACCCAGGCGCUGCACGUGUUUUACCUACAAGGACAAGGAGUGUGUCUACUAUUGCCACCUGGACAUCAUCUGGAUCAACACUCCUGAACGAACUGUGCCCUAUGGACUGGGACUGUCUAACUACAGAGGAAGCUUCCGGGGCAAGAGGGCCGUGGGGCCAUUUGCGGGGGGCCCUCAGCCCUCAAAGUGGACACACUUGCGCUGCACUUGUGUGGGGAGAGAUGACAAGGCCUGCCUGCGCUUCUGCACCCAGACCCUGGAUGUCAGCAGUAAUUCAAGGACAGCAGAAAAACCAGACAAAGAAGAGGAAGAGAAGGCAAGAGGGCCCACCCGAGGCCUGCGUCAAAGGAGGCUGAAGUCAAGGACAGACACAGCAAGUAGACUUUAG
Carlito syrichta (Philippine tarsier) is the source of this 669-nucleotide messenger RNA. RefSeq names its product endothelin 3 (gene EDN3). Gene Ontology annotation, molecular function: hormone activity; endothelin B receptor binding. Bases 1 to 669 code for a protein of 222 amino acids. Gene Ontology annotation, biological process: vein smooth muscle contraction; intracellular calcium ion homeostasis; regulation of vasoconstriction. The record is from RefSeq and is a predicted model, not a curated record. The transcript is spliced from 5 exons. NCBI's taxonomy places the organism in Eukaryota, Metazoa, Chordata, Mammalia, Primates, Tarsiidae. Gene Ontology annotation, cellular component: extracellular region.